Vanrija pseudolonga is the source of this 1353-nucleotide messenger RNA. RefSeq lists its product as uncharacterized. Lineage: Eukaryota; Fungi; Basidiomycota; Tremellomycetes; Trichosporonales; Trichosporonaceae. The coding region runs from base 172 to 1353 and encodes 393 amino acids. The record is from RefSeq and is a predicted model, not a curated record. The transcript has 3 exons. Gene Ontology annotation, molecular function: GTPase activator activity; protein binding.
UGAUACUCGAUAGCCGCGGCAGGCGACUAAUUACUGGGGUGGUGGUGCCAGCCCAGCCCGUUGUGCGCGGUUGAGCAGCGCUCAUCACUCGUCAUAAUAAGCAAGACGCCGGCUAUACACCACCGCCGCCGCCGCCGUCGUUGCCGCUCGUUCCACUCACACACACACAACAUGAACGUCGACGUCGAGUACAGCGACCUCGAGGGCGUCGAGGGGGCCGAGGCCAUCCUCGCGGCCAUCACGCCGCGCUCGCGCGCCAUUAAAGCAGCGUACAACCAGCUCGGGGACGACGGCGUCGAGGCGCUCGUCGCCUCUCUGCCAGUACACAUCGAGCAGCUCGACCUGACCGACAACGACGUCGGCGACCGCGGUCUGCUCGCGGCGCUUGGCUACGCCGCACGUAGCGGGCUCAGGCACCUCUCGCUGGCGUUCAAUGCGGUCCACCUCGACGAGGCGACGACGCCAGUCGCCAUCGCAGCCCUCAACGCCAGCCACCUCGAAUCGCUCACCCUCUUCUCGAACCACCUCGAGCCCGGCUCCGUGACCGAGCUCUUCGAGCAUCUCGCCGCGCCAAGGCUCGCAACGCUGCACCUGAGCAGAUGCAACGUCGACGACGCCGCGGCGACCGCAGUGGCAAGCUACCUGGCCUCCCCGCGCGCGGCGGCGCUGACAACCCUCGACUUGGGGAACAACUGGCUCUCGGCACUCGCGGCCAAAGAGCUGAUCGACGCCGUCGAGCGCGCGCAUUUCGGGCUGCAGCACCUCUCGCUUGCGUCGCACGGGCUGCGGGGCACGCGCGGGUGUAUCCUCUUCAAGGCGGACUAUGACCCCAAGUUGGAAGCCGAGCCGCGCCCCCAGAUGAUGGUGGAGAUGGCGCAGCAGUUGCACACGCGCCUGCCGGCCGCCCUGGGGCGGAAUCGGGAGCUGAGGCGGCGCACGAUGGCGGCCGCGGCGCGGGCUGUCGGGCCGGCGAGGAUCCUGCUGCACGCCGCCGAACCAGCAGCACCUACCACCGCUACCACGGCUGCCACCCCUGCCACCACUACCACAACUACCACCACCACCCCCCCAACAUUCCCAUUCACCCGCCUCCCAGCAGAGAUCCAACAAGCCAUCGCGCGCCACGCCUGGGGCGACGCACACGCGCUCACCGAGGCGCAGUGGGGCAAGGUUGUGCGGUACGCCUCUGACCGGACAACGCUAGGCGGCAUGCUCGCCUGCCCGCCCUCCGCGCUGGGGUUCGACGCGCGCGUCGGGCUCGCACUCACAGCGUGGUGUGAGCGGCUUGGUUGCGCACAGUGGGAGAAGGAGACGCGGGGGUGGGAGCCGCCCAGUCCGCGGAUUGGGGCUUAG